AUGGGUGAUAGGAGAAAACUUCAAGGUGAAAUAGACCGUUGUCUGAAGAAAGUAGCGGAAGGUGUUGAAACUUUCGAAGAUAUUUGGCAAAAAGUACACUCGGCACCAAAUCAUAAUCAAAAAGAAAAAUAUGAACAAGAAUUAAAAAAAGAGAUAAAAAAAUUACAGAGGCUUCGAGAUCAAAUUAAAGCAUGGAUAUCGUCAAGUGAAAUCAAAGAUAAGAAAGCAUUACAAGAAGCGAGAAAAAAUAUCGAACAACAAAUGGAACGUUUUAAAGUUGUUGAACGUGAAACAAAAACAAAAGCUUAUAGUAAAGAAGGUUUGGGAGCUGGACAAAAACUAGAUCCACAAGUGAAAGAGAAAGAAGAGUGUAAUCAAUGGAUAACGGAAUCCAUCCAUGAAAUUCGAAUACAAAUUGACAAAUUUGAAUCUGACAUUGAAAGUUUAUCGGCGCAGUUGAAAAAGAAAAAAUCAGAUAAAGAUAAACAAGAACGUUUAGAAGAAUUGAAAAAUAGCAUUGAAAGACAUAAAUAUCAUAUUGAAAGUUUAGAAAAAAUUUUGCGUGCAAUUAAUAACGAUGCAUUAGAUCCAAAAGUUGUUCAACACAUUCGUCAAGAUUUAGAAUAUUAUAUUGAAUCAAAUCAAGAACUUGAUUUUAAAGAAAAUGAACAAAUGUACGAUGAAAUUGAUCUUGAUGAUUUGAGUACUUUGAUGCCCGCGAUACCAUUACAAACACAAUUACCAGGAGGAUAUUUACUAACAGGUGGACAGGCAACAGGAUUAACACCUGGCGAAAUGAAUAAUACAUCAUCAUCUUCAACAAAUAAUGAAACUAGUGAAAUAACAAAAAAUAUGACGUCACCAACUUCAACUCAGUCAAAUUCACCUAGUCCAAGUCCAGCACUAUCCUUGAAUGAAGAUCGAAGAAGAAAUAAGUCUGAAUCGGAAGACUAUAGUCAACAAUAUCCACAACGUUUACGAUCAAAUUCUGGAGCGUCACCAAAUAAUAUCGAGAAUAGCCAUACUACAAUAACAACUCUAUUUUCUACAAAAGCUUCCAGUCAACCAUCAUCUAAUAUAAUGAAUUCAAUCACGUCGUCACCAACUAGUACUACAAACGGACCAUUGAUCAAUUCGAAUUCAACAUCCACCAGUAAACCAGUACCGACAUUGUCUACAAGUGCACCGUCAUCAUUUAGUCAUAUUCAUCCGAAUUCUUCGUUGUCUUCUAUGAUCAACAAUACCACAGCAACAAUGACUAAUAGCAGUACGAAUCAUUUUCACCAUCAUUCCCCAUCAGCAACAACAGCAAACACAUCUAACUUACCAAUACUUCAAUACUCCGCUAUUGUGUCGCAAAAUACAGGAACAAAUUCAACGAUGACGAAUCAUACGAGCGGUACGUCUAAACAACAACAAAUAUUAUCACCGUCAAGUUCUAAUAAAACGCCAUCAACAUCUUCUACAAUGGCAGUACUCCAGAAUCAACAACAGCUUCAACAAAACAAUGGUAAAUUGACUAGUAAUAAUGAUCAAACAGUGACUACAGCAUCAAAUGUGCCGCCAGUUAUUACUACCACAACGACAGCAGCUCUUACACCCCCCCAAACGCAGACCUUAUCCACUCAAUCAUCUUUGUCUAAUGAAAGAAGUUCAUCAACUUUGUUGAAUCAACACAUUAUGAAUAAUUUAUCGUUGUUAAAUCCGUCUUCUACAUCGGGUUCAUUAUCAUCUUCAGCUCCAUUAACAGUUCCAACCAGUACUCCAUCUAUUUACGGCAAUUCAUCGUUUUCUAACAAUAACAACAUCAGCACAAUUAAUUCAACAGAUACGACAGCUUGUUUAACACCGACAAUUCUAACACCAUCAUCUAUUUUAUUAAAUCGUACCAUAUCGGACAGUGAUCAAAAUAUAAUUAGAUCAACAGCACAAAGAUUAGCUGAUAAUACAUCGAUAACAGAUCCACUAACAUCAACACUAUCCAUUCAACAACAUGUGCCAACAUCAUCUCAUUCCGUUAAUCUUUCAACGUUGUCAAAUUUACAAGAUACAAAUUCAUUACUCUAUCAACCGUCGGCAACAUCAUCUACCUCGUCUAUCCCAACAGAAUCACUAUUAAAUUCAUUAAAUACAUUUAUUCCGACUUCUCAGCAACAACAAUCAUUUUAUAGUAGUUCAGAUCAAUUAGGUUCUUCAUCUGUUUCAGCAACUACUCCAUCGUCUCUUAUUCAAACUCAACAACAGCAAAUAACAAAUAAUAGUAGCACAAUGGGAUCUAGUGUUCUUAGUCAAUUAGUAAUGGGCACACCAAUUAAUCCGGAUAACUUGAGAUAUUUAAAUUUUCCUUCAUCAUCAUCGUCAUCACAAUCAUUAGGAGGAAAUGUAUUACAACAACAACAGACCCAACAACUACAGCAACGAGACCAGCAGCAAUCAACAUUAACAUCGUUAGGAUUGUCUUCCGGGCAACAACAGCAGCAACAACAACAAUCCUCUCAUACAACAAGUGGCCGUGCACCAUUGACUCAAGCUGAAUUGAAAAUGUUAUAUCGUUUAAAUUUGGCAUAUCAGAAAUUACCGUCACUAUUAGAAGCCGAGCGACAAAGAACGAGUACAAAUCGUUUAUAUGCUCGGAAUCCUUUGGGUGCGUCACAAGUCAUACCGUAUUAUCCAUUACAGCCACCCGCUGGUAGUGAUACAGCAGAUUUUUAUUAUCGUCUUGCUCCAGAUACAUUAUUUUUCAUCUUUUAUUAUAUGGAGGGUACACGAGCACAAUAUCUCGCUGCAAAAGCCUUGAAGAGACAGUCGUGGCGUUUUCAUACCAAGCAUAUGUGUUGGUUUCAAAGACAUGAAGAACCAUCAAAAAUCACGGACGAUUAUGAACAGCUUGACAGAUCACAGACAGUGGCGGCGCGAAGACGUUUGGAGCAUGGGAAGUGGGGGCAGCGGGAAUGUAUAUCGAUUCACGUGGGACAAGCUGGUGUUCAGAUUGGCAAUGCUUGUUGGGAAUUGUAUUGUUUGGAACAUGGAAUACAACCUGAUGGUACAUUGAGUAAAGAUCGCGAUAGUACUCAUAUAAUAAAAUCCGUCUCAGAUUCUCGUGAAACGUCGUUUAGUACAUUUUUUAAUGAAACAGGAAAUGGACGUUAUGUACCCCGUGCACUUUUUAUCGAUCUUGAACCAACGGUGAUUGACGAAAUUCGUCAUAGUCCGUACAAACAACUAUUUCAUCCCGAACAACUUAUUAAUGGAAAAGAAGAUGCUGCUAAUAAUUAUGCUCGUGGACAUUACACAAUAGGAAAAGAACUUAUUGAUAGUGUAUUAGAUAAAAUGCGAAAACUAGCUGAACAAUGCACCGGACUUCAAGGAUUUCUUGUAUUUCAUUCUUUUGGUGGAGGUACGGGCUCAGGAUUCACAUCUCUUCUUAUGGAACGAUUGAGCGUUGAUUAUGGGAAAAAAUCAAAAUUGGAAUUUGCAGUUUAUCCUGCACCUCAAAUAUCAACAGCCGUUGUUGAACCGUAUAAUUCUAUUUUAACUACCCAUUGUACACUUGAACAUACUGAUUGUGCAUUUAUGGUUGAUAAUGAAGCUAUUUAUGAUUUAUGUCGGCGAAACCUGAAUAUUGAACGUCCUACGUAUACAAAUUUGAAUCGUUUAAUAGCACAGGUUGUUAGUUCAAUAACAGCAUCUCUACGUUUUGCGGGUGCAUUGAAUGUUGAUCUAACAGAGUUUCAAACAAAUCUUGUACCCUAUCCAAGAGUACAUUUUCCUCUUGUUACGUAUGCGCCUAUAAUUGGUGCUGAUAAAGCUGGCCACGAGUCAUUUUCCGUACAAGAUAUAACAAAUGCUUGUUUUGAACCAACAAAUCAAAUGGUUAAAUGUGAUCCUCGUAAUGGAAAAUAUAUGGCCUGUUGUCUGUUGUUUCGUGGUGACGUUGUUCCAAAAGAUACGCAUGCAGCCAUAGCACAAAUAAAAACAAAAAUUCAUUUUGUUGACUGGUGUCAGACAGGUUUCAAAGUUGGUAUUAAUUAUCAACCUCCAGUAGCUAUACCAGGUGGUGAUUUGGCUAAAGUCCCACGAGCGGUCUGUACGAUAUCAAAUACAACAGCCAUUGCCGAAGCAUGGGCUCGUCUUGAUCAUAAAUUUGAUUUGAUGUAUGCUAAACGAGCAUUCGUUCAUUGGUAUGUUGGCGAAGGCAUGGAAGAAGGAGAAUUUAGUGAAGCACGUGAAGAUUUAGCUGCACUAGAAAAAGAUUAUGAAGAAGUCGCUCUCGAUUCAGGGGACGGAAGUGGAGGUGAUGCUGAAGAAUAUUGA
This is a messenger RNA of Didymodactylos carnosus, 4314 nucleotides long. The record is from the annotation of a GenBank genome assembly. Lineage: Eukaryota; Metazoa; Rotifera; Eurotatoria; Philodinida; Philodinidae.